AUGACCCACCUCAACGCUCUGCAGGACAUUGCAAACGAGUAUGAGGGCCGGCGCACCGCCAGCACGGGUUUCAAUGCCUCUGUGGAUUAUGUCAUCAAAGUUCUUCGCAAUUACACCGACUACGAUAUCGAAACCAUCUUCUUUGAGGUGAACGACUACCUUCCCAUCACCCCUGGUAGCCUCUCCGUCGAAAUGGACGGAGUCGCCGUGGAGCUGCAAGCCAAGUUUGGAUCAGAUCUCGACAAUCUGCAGCCCCACAUUGAUUUCGAGACAAUGGGCUUUUCCGGCUCGGGAAACGUGUCUGCUCCCCUCACAGCCGUGGCACUCACCGGCACGGAUGCCUGGGGAUGCGACGCCGCCGACUGGGCCUCCCUGGCCGAUACCGUGGCUCUUGUCCCUCGCGGCGGUUGCGCGUUCUAUGCCAAGGCAGUCCUUGCUGAGGCUGCGGGUGUAGCAGCGAUCCUUUUUGGAAACAAUGUCUCUGAAACCGAGGCCUUGCGUUACACCGUCGCAGGCAGCGAGCCAGGCCAAUACGUCAACAUUCCCAUGCUUGGUCUGAGUGGCGCAACAACGCAACUUCUUUUUGAUCUCGCCAAAGCUACACAGGAUACCGUUAUCGCCACGACCAAGACUGGGCGCCCUGAUCGCGCUGUGGCUAUUGGUUCUCAUCUGGAUUCAGUCCCGUUCGGCCCCGGUAUCAAUGACAAUGGAUCUGGCUCGUCGUUCAAUUUGGAGCUGGCCAUUCAGUUUGCUGCCAAGCGUGUUGAAUUUGCUAAUCAAGUCCGAUUCCUCUUCUUUGGCGCCGAGGAACUGGGUCUUUUGGGCUCAAAGGCAUAUGUCCAGCACCUGCAAGACACAAACAUUGAGUCGCUGCGCAACAUCAGCUGUAUGCUCAAUUUUGACAUGAUUGCAUCCCCGAAUUUUAUCCGAGGCGUCUACAACGGCAGCUCAGCUGCUCCCGAGUAUGGGCAGCGUGUUCUUGAUGGAUCGACUGUCAUUGAGAACCUGUUCACGGACCGCCUGGAAGCCAAAAAACUAGCCCAUGAGCUCACCGAUUUUGACGGCCGAUCUGACUACGGUCCCUUCAUUGCCAACGGCAUCCCUUCUGGUGGCCUUUUCACAGGUGCCGAAGUCACCAAAACGAUUGAGCAACGCAACAUGUACGGAGGGGUCCCGUAUGCUGCCUACGAUCCCUGCUAUCACCAGGCUUGCGACACUGUUGAGAAUAUCAACCAAAAGGUUCUGGCCGAAAUGGCAGAUGCAGGGGCCUACGUUGCCUUUCAGCUUGCCAUGGCCAAGGAUCUCGAUGCUCUACUGUUUCCCGAAGGAAAGCCUGGUCUACCCACGACACCAGGGCCGGCAACGACAUCAACAUCAACAUCUAUCAAGACGACCACGACCACAGCUGGCCCCGCAACCUCCACCACGGCCGCCCCCACGACUACGACCAUGACCACGGCCGCCCCCACGACCACGACCACAACAACGACCACGGCCACAACAACGACCACGGCUGCCCCCGCGACCACGACCACAACCACGGCAGCUCCGACGACUAUGACCACAAUUACCGCGGCCCCCACAACCUCCACCACCGCUGCUCCCACUGCCUCUCCCACGGCUGCUUCCUCAACGCACAGCCCCACCGAUGCUUCUUCAUCCACCGCCAACUCGACAGCGGCUGCACCGUCCACCUCUACCUGA
Molecule: messenger RNA, 1704 nt
Organism: Monosiga brevicollis MX1
Lineage: Eukaryota; Choanoflagellata; Craspedida; Salpingoecidae
Exons: 12
Coding region: 1-1704 (567 amino acids)
Biological process (GO): proteolysis
Molecular function (GO): metalloexopeptidase activity
Source: RefSeq, a predicted model, not a curated record